Rosa chinensis is the source of this 431-nucleotide messenger RNA. Its product is annotated as ribonuclease 3-like protein 1. NCBI's taxonomy places the organism in Eukaryota, Viridiplantae, Streptophyta, Magnoliopsida, Rosales, Rosaceae. The transcript has 3 exons. The coding region runs from base 41 to 361 and encodes 106 amino acids. The record is from RefSeq and is a predicted model, not a curated record.
AUCUGGAAUUGAUCCUAUAUAUCUUCAUCACCUGUGUAAUAUGAAUGCAGAAAAUGCUCUUGAUCAGCUACAGGCCAAGUUCGCCAAGAGGGAAGUUAAAGUACUGAACAAAAGAUCAAAACUGUAUAACGUAUGUGAUGCAUACAAAUGGAAGCACCCUGUGUAUGAGUGCUGCAAAGAGGAAGGGCCGGCCCACCUGAGGAUGUUCACCUUCAAGGUCGUUAUUGAGAUAAAAAAGGAACCCUCAGAGCCAAACACAGAAGUGGAAUGCUUUAGUGCACCGCAGCUGAAUAAGAAAGCUGCAGCGGAACACGCCGCAGAAGGAGCGUUAUGGUACUUGAAGAAGGUUGGUUAUGAUUAAUAAUUCAGAGAUGGGUGAAAUAAACUAUUGUGGAUCGGAACUUCGCUAACCGUUCGUAUGAUUUUGAUCA